GGCUGCUUUCCUGCUCCUAACGCGGCGAGCUGAUCCGCCGGCACCAUGCAGUCGGACGAUGUUAUCUGGAAUACACUAGGAAACAAACAAUUUUGUUCUUACAAAAUAAGAACCAAGACUCAGGGCUUUUGCAGAAAUGAAUAUAGUCUGACAGGUCUGUGCAACCGGUCGUCCUGUCCCCUGGCAAAUAGUCAGUAUGCUACCAUUAAAGAAGAGAAAGGGCAGUGCUACCUGUACAUGAAGGUCAUAGAGCGCGCAGCCUUCCCUCGGCGUCUCUGGGAGCGGGUCCGGCUUAAUAAAAACUAUGAGAAAGCACUGGAACAAAUAGAUGAAAAUUUGAUUUACUGGCCCCGCUUUAUCCGACACAAAUGUAAGCAGAGGUUUACCAAGAUAACCCAGUACCUGAUUCGGAUUAGAAAACUUACACUGAAGCGAAGGAAGAAACUUGUUCCUUUGAGUAAGAAGGUUGAAAGAAGGGAAAAACGAAGAGAGGAAAAGGCAUUAAUAGCCGCCCAGCUGGACAAUGCCAUUGAGAAGGAAUUGCUGGAGAGACUGAAACAAGACACGUAUGGCGACAUCUACAACUUCCCCAUCCACGCCUUCGACAAGGCCCUGGAGAAACAGGAAGCAGAAAGUGACUCUGAAGAUGAAGAAGAUGAGGAGGAAGAUGAAGAAGAGGAUGUGGGGAAAAGAGAGUUUGUAGAAGAUGAUGAGGUAGAGGAAAGUGACCUGAGUGACUUUGAGGAUAUGGAUAAGCUGAACACUGACAGUGAGGAAGAUGAUGAAUCCUCCCGUGAAGAAGAGGCUCAUAAGGCCAAACACAAAGGCAAAGCACCCUUGAAAGGACCUUUGCGGAAAAAACGGGCCUAUGUGGAAAUAGAGUAUGAACAGGAGACAGAGCCCAUGGCCAAAGCCAAAGCCACAUGAGUUCGAGUCCCACCUUUAUCCUGCAGUAGUCAACACUUGCGCUGUGCUCUUUUGUGCUCUAUUUCCUAAAGUAUUUAUAUUGUUAAUAUUUACACCGCUUCAGUGGAGCAGAAACCUGGAGUGAGUACGGAAGAGCCACGAGUUGUGAGGAGUAUUUUUAUAACAUGUGCUAUGACAGCUUGAGCCCAAGGAGCCGCACUGGCACUGGCUGUAAAUAUUUCUAAACUACAAGUGCUGAAUCCUCUCCUCCCAAUUUUUACUUAGAAACAUCAGUAUUUCAAUUUUUUUCUUACGUGGACAAAUUGGAGAAGAUAAAAUUUCAACUUAUAUUUUAAUACAAAAAUAGAUUUUUUUUAAAUGCCCAUGAGUCCGUCCAUAUGAACGGGGUAAGAAGAGCAGUCUUUCCUGCUGGUUAGUCAUCUCCAGGGUCCUCGCCGGGAGCCUCUGCAGAGCCCUGCACCUUCCUGAUGCAGCUCACCACUGUGCUGUCGUCACAGGACAGGGCGAUGUUAGCCAGAAGACCCUGAAACACAAGAGCAACCAGGCGCUGGUUUCCCCACAGCCUUUACUCUUUUAUCACAUACUGAAAAGGUGAGAGUGCAUGGCCUAGGGGAGAGUGCCAUCAGACAGCAGUUUCUCAGAACCGGCCCUCGCUUGUAGACGGCUGGCUCGGAAGAACCCCCUCCACUCUAGCCAAGGUGUCAGUUGGACCCUCAGCUGGAAAACUGCCCAAACCAGGGCUGCAGGGCAGUGGCCAAAUAAACCGAAAACAGCUGGCCA
Molecule: messenger RNA, 1707 nt
Organism: Rattus norvegicus (Norway rat)
Lineage: Eukaryota; Metazoa; Chordata; Mammalia; Rodentia; Muridae
Gene: Mak16
Product: MAK16 homolog
Exons: 10
Coding region: 46-927 (293 amino acids)
Cellular component (GO): nucleolus
Source: RefSeq, marked provisional